UCCUCAAAGGAAAACCCACAAGCUGCAACUUUGAAGUUUUGACAGAUUUCUGAGCUAGAUCUUUAAGACCAAGUGACUAAAACACUGCAAUGGAUCAGCACAAGAGUCACACGGUGGGUGUCCAGGAGAAGCUGGAGAUCGUUGGGGUGGAGGAUGAGGCCGGGAACCCCAUCAGCGCCUUGACCAUCCUGUCUCUGCUGGAGCGCGUGGCGGGUAUCAUCGAUAACGUCCAGUCCUGCCAGCACCGCAUGGAGGAGCGUCAGCUGGAGCUGGAGGACAACAUCAAGACCAUCCAGGGCGACGUCCUGAAGCUGGCCAAGAACCAUGCCGACACCAGUUGCACUGUGGACAAGCUCCUGCAGAAGACCCGCAAAGUCAGUGCCAAUGUCAAGGAGGUCCGGACACGUGUCGAGAAGCAAAACGUUCGAGUCAAGAAGGUCGAAUCCACGCAGGACGAGCUGCUCACACGCAACAAGUUCCGGGUCGUCAUCUAUCAGGGUGAAGCAGAGGUCCCAUCAGUGGCUGUCACCAAGUCUCCUAAAGACCCCAGUCUGGAGGGGCUGCAGAUCGAGCCCGACUGCUACGAUGCCCCCGCCGACCUCUCGUCCGAUGAGGAGUAUCUGAGCGUGGAUGAGGCUGACAGCUCACGAGCCGCUCGCCUCAAGAAAUCAGUCGUGAAGAGCACAGAGACCCUGAAGGCUGCCUUCUCCAAGGAGAGCAUGAGCAAAACCAAGGCGAACCUGGGCACCAAGUUCCACAACCUGGGCGAGAAGGUCAUGCCCCCUGAGCGGCGGGAGAAGAUGCACCAGGCCGGUGAGCGGCUGAAGCAGUCUGGUGAGCGGCUGAAGGAGAACAUCUCAAAGAAAGCUCCGUCAAAAGAGGCCUUCCACAUCAAGCUGAAGAAGGAGAGAGCUGUGGCUGAGGGCCAGGAGGGCGCCGAGGCCGACCCAAAGCUGCCUGCCCAGGCCGAGGAGGCACCAGUGCCCAGCCAGGGAGUCACCUACACUGAGGUCACCAUGGAAGCAAAGAGGGAGGUGCCUGUGGAGGAGGUCAGCGCCGUCCGGAUAAUAGAUGAUGAUUACAGCAAGUAGAUCGCACAGGACAGCGCUGACAUUAAGAGGA
Molecule: messenger RNA, 1122 nt
Organism: Monopterus albus (swamp eel)
Lineage: Eukaryota; Metazoa; Chordata; Actinopteri; Synbranchiformes; Synbranchidae
Gene: cavin4a
Product: caveolae associated protein 4a
Exons: 2
Coding region: 90-1091 (333 amino acids)
Biological process (GO): regulation of gene expression
Cellular component (GO): caveola; cytoplasm
Source: RefSeq, a predicted model, not a curated record